AUGGGUUUCCCCUUUUCAGACCCCUUUGCUGAUGCAACUAAGGGUGACGACUUACUCCCGGCAGGGACCGAAGACUACAUCCAUAUAAGGAUCCAGCAACGAAACGGUAGAAAGACAUUAACAACUGUUCAAGGGAUUGCUGAUGAUUAUGACAAAAAGAAACUUGUGAAAGCAUUCAAAAAGAAAUUUGCCUGUAAUGGUACUGUGAUUGAGCAUCCUGAAUAUGGGGAGGUGAUCCAGUUGCAGGGUGACCAGAGGAAGAACAUUUGCCAGUUUCUCUUAGAGGUUGGCAUUGUUAAGGAGGAACAACUGAAAGUUCAUGGCUUCUGAAUUAUGUGUACUUACCUGAAGAACUCUACAGGUUUUGUUCUACCAAGUUGGCUACUCUGUGAAAUAUGAUUCUUCGUAGUAAAUGGACUUCCCAUUCAAAAUCUAAUUUGCUUUUGCAUGAUUAUAGAAAAGAUGUGGGGUAUAGACUAGAAACACAUAAGAAAACUGCAGUAAGAUGGUAGCAAGAAAUGGUUAAGAAUUUUAACGCAUUUCCAAUGGAAAUGUACUGCUGAUACUUCAGUGUAUUUUUCAUCUGAUUUAAAUGUGUUAAAACCAUGUGUGUUACAGCUUAAAUAAACUCUCUUUCCAUU
Pseudonaja textilis is the source of this 641-nucleotide messenger RNA. NCBI's taxonomy places the organism in Eukaryota, Metazoa, Chordata, Lepidosauria, Squamata, Elapidae. The record is from RefSeq and is a predicted model, not a curated record.